Chrysoperla carnea is the source of this 2416-nucleotide messenger RNA. Its product is annotated as protein scarlet-like. The record is from RefSeq and is a predicted model, not a curated record. The transcript is spliced from 9 exons. Gene Ontology annotation, cellular component: plasma membrane. NCBI's taxonomy places the organism in Eukaryota, Metazoa, Arthropoda, Insecta, Neuroptera, Chrysopidae. The coding region runs from base 182 to 2101 and encodes 639 amino acids. Gene Ontology annotation, molecular function: ATP binding; ATP hydrolysis activity; ABC-type transporter activity.
UGUUUGAUCUUGUGGUAAAUAGUUUCCAAUUCAUUCUGUACUAUUAUUCAUUGGUAAUGGACGUAAAUACAUUUUUAAUGUUUUGAAAAAAGCAAAAAAAAAAACUUUUUAAAGUGCUAGUUCCUAGUUCACAAGUGCAACUAAAGUGCAGUGCAGCUUUGAAAACCAAAAACGAAUUGAAAUGGGUAUGAAAUCAGUGGAAAUAUCAUUAAAUCUUCAACAUCGUCCAAAUUCCGGUGUUUCGUUAACGUGGAAAGAUGUAUCGGUUUGGGCAACCAAGAAAAAAGCAUCAAGUUUUUUCUCAUUUGGAACGGCUCAACAAUUCGAACAUGUGCGAAUUUUGAAUAGAGUGAAUGGAUAUGUUAAAUCAGGGUCACUUAUGGCAAUUAUGGGAGCCAGUGGUGCUGGGAAAACGACGUUAAUGGCUACUAUUAGCCAAAGAGUAAAAGCAAAUGAAAUGCAUGGAGAUAUUUUGGUAAACGGUAAAAAUAUUGAUCAAGACAUGAUGCGUCGAUUAUCUGGAUUUGUCCCUCAGGAAGAAUUAGUUACUAAAGCACUCACGGUUAACGAACAUAUGCAAUUUAUGGCAUAUUUAAUGAUGGAUUCUCGGGUGAGUAAGUCCCAACGAAAUCGUCGUAUUACAUCUCUACUCUCCGAUUUAGGUUUGACAAAGUGUACAUACACUUAUUUAAGUGCACUUAGUGGUGGUGAACUAAAACGAGUCUCAUUGGCUGUCCAACUAUUGACUGACCCUCCACUAUUAUUCUGCGACGAACCAUCCACCGGACUUGACAGUUACAAUGCCAGUAUUGUUAUUGAAAAGCUACGAAAUUUUGCAUCACGUGGUAAAGCUGUUAUAUGUACAAUUCACCAGCCUGCAUCGGGUAUAUUUGAAUUGUUCCACGAAGUCCUGCUUUUGGCUGGUGGUCGAGUCGCAUUCCAUGGUAGUGUACCAGAUGCGGCCAAACAUUUUACCGAUUUAGGUUUACAAUGUCCGAUUGGUUAUAAUCAAGCGGAAUUUUAUGUGUCGGAAUUGGCGGUGAUUUCCGACCGAGAGGAAGAAUGCCACAAGAAAAUACAAGAUUUAUGUGAUAAAUUUGAACGUUCCAAAUAUGGGGAGGUGCUUCGACAAUAUGUAUGCGAUGGGGCUGAAGAUAUUUUACCAAAUUGUACGCCAAUUAAUGCAAACGAUGAAGAAGUUAUCAAUGGGGACAAAGAAUUUCAAAAAUAUAUGAACAUAAAGAAGGUCAAUUAUUUUACACAAUUUUAUUGGCUAAUGUGGCGUGAUUCGACAGCAAUUAAACGUUCAAAACGACAAACUUUAAUACGAUUUUUAUUAUAUAUGUUUAUUGCUCUUCUGUUGGCCACACCGUAUGCCAGUAUUACUGAUGGUAUUGGCCAGAAAAAUAUCCAAAAUAUUGAAGGUCUCUUAUAUUUAAUUAUUACCGAAACGAUAUUUACGUUCUCAUAUUCGGUGUUACAUACAUUUCCAUCGGAAUUACCGCAAAUGUUACGAGAAGUUGGUAAUGGAUUGUACAAACCGGCUCCAUUUUAUCUUUGCAAAAUGUUUUUAGCUAUUCCUGGUGCGAUUUGUAUGCCAUUCGUGUACACAACGGUUAUUUUCUGGUUUGUUGGAUUAAAUGGUGGAUUCUUCGGUUACCUAUUAUUUUGUAUACCAGUUAUUGUAAGUGCAAUCGCAUCCACAGCCUACGGUUUUGUAAUGUCAGCAUCAUUUGAAUCGGUCGAAACAGCAUCUUUAGUUUCUGUUCCCGUUGAUUUCUUGAAUAUUGUUUUCGCUGGAAUUUAUUUAAAUUUAUCGAAUUUACCAUUAUAUAUCGAUUGGUUACGAUACACAUCACCUUUUUAUUAUGGAACUGAGGCCGUUUCAAUUUUACAAUGGACAAACGUUCCGGAUAUCAAAUGUGACAAUGAUCCAGGUUUACCAUGCAUCAACAGCGGUCUUCAAGUACUCGAUCGUUAUGGUUUCGAUCCAAAUGAUUUUUAUUUAGAUUUGUUUGGACUAUCAAUGUAUUUCAUUAUUUUACAUUUGAUUGCAUAUUGUAACUUUUGGAGACGUAGCCAAAAACAAUCAAUUUAUUAACACAUUAGUUCAGUUCCCAUUACUAAUAUAUUUUCAUUAUUCAACCCUACCCAUGUGAGAAUUCAUAAGGUAAUGGAUUUUAGUCCAAAUUUCUACCGUCCAUGUUUGGAUCAUAACCCCUCAUGGUUCAAAACGAUUUACGAUGUUUAGGUUUCUUCAUUUUAAAGAAUUCAAGAAAGGAAAAGUUUACUUUUUCGGGGUAACCAUUUUUUUAGGUCUCUGAAUCGAAUAAAAGUAACCCAAGAAAUAUAGUCUAGUGAAUAAGAAGCUUAAUGGUUUUUUGGAUACUUUUCUCAACCUUUUCUUGUUAAUAUU